Gigantopelta aegis is the source of this 942-nucleotide messenger RNA. RefSeq lists its product as uncharacterized. NCBI's taxonomy places the organism in Eukaryota, Metazoa, Mollusca, Gastropoda, Neomphalida, Peltospiridae. The coding region runs from base 1 to 942 and encodes 313 amino acids. The record is from RefSeq and is a predicted model, not a curated record. The transcript has a single exon.
AUGUAUUUGCGUUUAGGCCUUAAACUCGUCAAUGUUCACAAAGUCUUGAAAUUUACUCAGAGUCCUUGGAUGAAACCGUACAUUGAUUUCAAUACACAAAAACGCAAAGAAGCCAAGGACGAUUUCUCAAAAGAUCUUUUUAAACUUUUAUUCAAUUCAGUCUAUGGAAAGCAACUUCAAAACGUCAGAAACUAUCAGCAAGUAGAAUUAAUUACAGAUGAAAAGAGACUGCGUCGAUACACGGCAAAACCAAAUUUCAAAUCGGUGAACAUUUUUUCGGAACAUUUGGUAGCGGUCAGCAUGGAAAAAGUGUUGGUCACUCUAAAUCAGCCCGUGUCCGUUGGCUUCACGAUUUUGGAACACGCUAAAUGUAUUUUGUACGACUUUCAUUACAACGUUAUGCUGAGAGAGUACGGUGACUGUUUAAAGGUGCUCAUGACCGACACGGACAGUCUGUUGUAUCAAAUAGCAGUUCCCGUGGGUAGAUCCCUCAGAGAUCCAUACGAUUUCAUGAACGCAAAUAUCUCUCUCUUUGACACGUCCAACUAUCCUAAAGACCACCCACUCCAUUCCGUGGAAAGACACAAAGCCAUCGGUGUCAUGAAAGAUGAAGCGGGUGGUAAAAUUAUUAGGGAAUUUUUAGGACUUCGGGCAAAAAAUUAUUCUUAUAUAGUGGACAAAAUUCUGGGUGUAACAAAGGAAGAACUGAGAGCGAAGGGCAUCCAGAAAACAUUUAUUCGUAAACAUCUUCGUCACGAAAUGUUCAAAGAGUGUCUUUUUGAACAUAAACAAACUAUGGCCUCUUAUCAUCAGAUUAGAUCUUUUCACAAUGAACUGUAUACCAUCAAAAUAAAGAAAAUUGCACUGACGCCAUUAGAUGAUAAGAGAUACCUUUUAGACGAUGGCAUCGAAUCUAAACCUUAUGGCUACAAUCCGUUGUAA